This is a messenger RNA of Lacerta agilis (Sand lizard), 1274 nucleotides long. RefSeq names its product oxidoreductase NAD binding domain containing 1 (gene OXNAD1). Gene Ontology annotation, molecular function: oxidoreductase activity. The transcript has 9 exons. The record is from RefSeq and is a predicted model, not a curated record. The coding region runs from base 272 to 1213 and encodes 313 amino acids. Gene Ontology annotation, cellular component: mitochondrion. NCBI's taxonomy places the organism in Eukaryota, Metazoa, Chordata, Lepidosauria, Squamata, Lacertidae.
GAAGUGGCGGUGCGGGUGCCGGUUGCUCGUGACUGGGCCUAUUAGGCUGAGGUCUUCGCUAGGCCGAGCGGAGCGUCCCGAGGAGUCUGCGGGGGGAGUAAGUCGCCCCCCUUCGCCCUUUUGAACCCCGCGAGAGGCGGGAAAACUUUGAGGGAUGAGUCAGUUUUGGAUGAAGAGCCUCUUUUAUCUCUCUGAGUAAGAGUGAUUUGUCCUCCAGUGGGCUGUAAACUGAAAAUUGGAACUGCAGGAGCUUAUAAGACUAGAGAACGCUAUGGUCUGUGCUGCUGUUUUUGCUAUUCCUCCGUUGCUGAGAAGUACUGCUGGAGUUCUUCCCAUUUGUUCUUCUAUCUUACAUCUGAAACAUGCGGCACUACGUUAUUGCACAGUAAACGGCAACAUGAAAUCAAAAAGAAAGCCAGAUCAUCUGGAGAGAACAGCACAUGACUUUCGACAGGAGAUCAUUUCCAAAGCAAAAGUGUGUGGAAUCACCAGCGAAUCUGAAACAGUUAAAAGGCUCCGUCUGGCAGUCACAGAUAAAGAAUUUACUUUUAAAGCAGGACAAUGGGUAGACUUUUUUAUACCUGGAGUUGCUGUAGUUGGUGGAUUCUCAAUAUGUUCAAGUCCUGGUCUGCUUCAGCAAGAGGGAGUUUUGGAACUAGCAGUAAAGCGAACCACACACCCUCCAGCUCAUUGGAUUCACACGCAGUGUACACUUGGCUCAGAGGUGGCCUUGCGAGUGGGAGGCAACUUCUUCUUUGAUCCUCAACCUGCCGAUGCCCCUGCAAACCUUGUGCUGGUAGCCGGUGGAGUCGGAAUUAACCCCCUGUUUUCUAUACUGCUCCAUGUCGCAGACCUUCAAAGAACUCGAGAGAACAAAGGAUCUGGCUACAAAAUGGGAACGGCAAAUCUGUUCUAUUGUGCAAAAAACACUCAUGAGUUGCUCUUUAGGAAACAUAUCCUUGGUUUGACGAACACAUUUCCUGGAAGAAUCACAUGCAGUUUCCAUGUUACCGAGCAGAGUUCACCAAUCUGUGAAAAUCUUCAGCCUUACAUCAAGGAAGGAAGAAUAUCUGCAGAUGAUCUAGAAAAACAUAUCUCCACGGAUACUUUGUGGUAUAUCUGUGGUCCACCUGCAAUGAUUGAAUCCAUCUCCAAAGUGCUAGCAAACCUUGGUGUGACUCAAGAUAAAAUUUUCUUUGAGAAGUGGUGGUAGCACACAGCAGUUCUUCAGUGGAAAUUAAAAAGAAAGAAAAUGAAACGCGCACACGCACACA